CCUCACACCAGCAGCACACUCGCGGAUGAAAGAUGAAAGUGAGACUCCCAGCAGUAGGCUGUUAGCAGCAGUUUCACCACCGACACUCAGUGAGAAGGAGAGAGGCAAGUGGAGAGCAGCUUUCGGUGACGGGGGAACAGUCUAUCUCUUGUAUAACCACCGAAACAUUUUGAAGUGCCUCGAUGCAACACCGGGCUUAGCUUUCUGUUUGCAGCUCUGGAUAGAUAAGGACAGACAGUCGGACGAAGUUUCUAUCCGUCCUUUUUCUGACUGUUUCUACCUUAAACUGGCUGUCAGACUCUCCGGUGUUGAAUGAAGUUGGAAAUGCGUAGUGUUUGAACUUCACCUCUAAACGCGGACGUGAUCAUCAGCAAUUAGGUGUCAUCAUCCAUACAUGGAGAGUAGCCCAUGGACCUAAGUGUGACCCAGAGAUUGUUACAUCCAGGCCUAGACUCGGCCAUGCUGACGCCCGGCCCUCCCUUCUUCCUGGGACCCCUCACCUCACAGCACUGCUCCCAGUUUUCCCAGCAGCACUUGCAGUAUAACAUUGAACAAAGACAGAUGGAGCAGGAGAAAAGAGAAGAACUACAUCAGCUGACACAAAAGAGUAAAAAUGAGCAGAGUGCCGUAGCCAGUCCUCUGGUGAGGCAGAAACUUCGGGACCACAUAAUUAUGAAGAGCCAGCCCACUCAUGACAGGGUCACUGGCCACAGCAGUCCUACACCAGGAUACAGGCUCCCAGUUCCUGACAUGUCCCCAAAGUCUCAGCCUACAGCCUGUGACCAGCGUAAAGACCUCGCACUGCGCAGGACAGUCUCUGAGCCCACUCUGAAGUGGAAGUUAAAGAAGCUCAUCAGUACAAGGCCAAACCCGCUGCAGCGUAAGAUCAGUGCCCCUCCCGCUGUCAAGCACAGGACAGAAACUUUGGACUCCUCUCCCAGCAGCAGCAGCAGCAACCCAGCUUCAGGGUGCAGCUCACCAAAUGACAGCCUCCAUUCGGACAACGGGCACCUCCCGCUGGCUCAUGAGGCACAGCGGUUGCUGGCCCAAUUUACCUUGCCUCCCAACCCCACUGCUAUGCCCAACAUCACUGCUGGACUACCUGCACAUGCUGACCUACGAGUAGCCAGACCAUUGGCAGUACCUGCUCUUCACCAGGUCUACCUGCCUCGGGAAGGAUGCAGUCCAGCCCUGGAUCAGCGCCUGCAGCCUGUGCUCAUUCUGGAACCACAUACCGGACUGGUGCACUCCCAACUUGUCUCUUUUCAUGGUAUGAGCUCCACUCCUCUGCUGCAGCAGCAGCAGCCUCACCUGUCCUCCCCCACCAGAAGGGAAGGCGUAGUUACCUUUCCCUCCCACAGACCCCUGGAGCGAACACGCUCAGAGCCUCCGCCCUACAGCCACUCACCCCUUACUCUGCAUGCCAGCCGUCACUCACACAUCCACCACCAUCUGUCCCAGCAAUAUCACAAGAGCGGGCUGGAAAGGUUCAAGCAGAAUGCACACAUGAGCAAGCUAACAAGCAAGUCCAUUGAGAAGCCUCGUCUGACCGAGAUCCCAUCGGAGGACAUGGACCUGGAGGAUAUUGGAUCAGGAUCAGGUUCGGGUCCCGGGUCCGUGUGUGAUUCAGAACCGGGCUCAAUGUGUGAGGAAAACUACCGCAGGAGACAAAGCACUGCCAGCACAGACUCAGUUUACGACACAGAAUCCACUACCUCCUCACGGGACAGCUUGAUCGAGCCCUCUCACUCACUCAGUCAGAGGCAGGUGAACCUUAGAUCAGGUCUCCAGCUUGACCCCCUGGGUGUGCCUACCCUAAUUUGGCCUCACCAGCCUCUGGUUCGAACCCAAUCCUCCCCAGCCUCCACUUCCCUGCCUCCUCCUCCACAUCCAACCACAGCCAUACCUACCCUGUUACUGUCCAGCCCUGCUGCAGAUGUCCAGCUACGCUUCACCACAGGUCUGGUUUAUGAUGCUCAGAUGCAGAAGCACCAGUGUACCUGGGACAACAGCCGCCAUCCUGAGCAUUCUGGGAGGGUCCAGAGUAUCUGGUCCAGACUGCAUGAAAGAGGUCUCAGGAACCAGUGUGAGCGUAUUCGCAGUAGGAAGGCCACUCUAGAAGAGCUGCAGUCAGUCCAUUCAGAGAAACAUGUGCUUCUGUUCGGCACCAACCCACUCAACCGCCUCAAUCUGGACAACCGCAAGUUGGCUGGGAUUUUGUCUCAACGGCUUUUUGUGAUGCUGCCAUGUGGAGGAGUUGGGGUAGACAUUGAUACAAUCUGGAAUGAACUUCACACAUCAGUAGCUUCCCGUAUUGCUGCAGGAUGUGUCACAGACCUUGCGCUGAAGGUGGCACAAGGAGAGCUAAAGAAUGGCUUUGCAGUGGUGAGACCUCCUGGACACCAUGCAAACCAUUCCUCCCCUCUGGGCUUUUGUUUCUUCAACUCUGUGGCUAUUGCCGCCAAGCAGCUCCAACACAAACUUAACGUCAGCAAGAUCCUCAUCGUGGACUGGGAUGUUCACCAUGGCAAUGGAACCCAGGAAGCCUUUUAUAAUGACCCGAGCGUGUUGUACAUCUCUCUACAUCGCUAUGACGAUGGCAACUUUUUUCCUGGUAGUGGACAUCCCAGUGAGGUGGGUACAGGUGCAGGCGAGGGCUUCAAUGUGAAUGUUGGCUGGACAGGGGGUUUGAACCCUCCCAUGGGCGAUGCAGAGUACCUGGCUGCAUUCAGAGCCGUGGUGAUGCCCAUUGCCCACGAGUUUUCCCCUGAUGUGGUGCUGGUGUCAGCUGGCUUUGAUGCUGUCGAAGGCCAUGUGUCAUCACUUGGAGGCUACAAAGUCACAGCCAAGUGUAAGCCUCAAUAAGCACCUCAUUCUUAUACAGCACACAUUCACUUUACAAUAACAUACUCUUAUGCACACACAUAGGGACAUAGAUAUGAAUCAGUGUUAACAUCACACAAAGUGCAGUCUGAAAUCCAAUCAUACUUAUUUAUACAUAUCUGUAAUGAUUUCUCUGGUGUUGAAAGUGUGUCUUAGUUUCCCGAAGGACCUCAUAUGAACUUGCUUUUGGUUUAUUUCACUGUUUACCUCUGUUAAUAGUUAAUAUGAAGUUGUCCUGCAUUUUCGGGUUUAAAACCUUA
Etheostoma spectabile (orangethroat darter) is the source of this 3143-nucleotide messenger RNA. Its product is annotated as histone deacetylase 7-like. Gene Ontology annotation, biological process: negative regulation of transcription by RNA polymerase II. Gene Ontology annotation, molecular function: histone deacetylase activity. NCBI's taxonomy places the organism in Eukaryota, Metazoa, Chordata, Actinopteri, Perciformes, Percidae. The record is from RefSeq and is a predicted model, not a curated record.